CUCGCUUCACUUUCACGGGUCCGUUGUGUAAUAACUAUUGAUCGAUGAAGGAGUAUAAUUGCUUCUAGUAUCAAGCAACGUCCCAUUCGUUGUUUACCAAACAACUACAACACAAUAACUUGAUAGAUAUACAGAAGAUUGCAACUACGGAAGCGAAGCCUCUUCCUGCUUGCGUUGCUGCGUUCUUCCCACAAUGGGAGCGGCCGCCUCGUGUCCAGUAUUGCUGCCUUUCGACGAGGACGAUACUCUGAAGAACAGUGAUCCAGAGGACACGGACGACAUCGAUACCAAUGGGCUGUAUCUGUUGCAAAAGGUUGCUCUCAGCAGCGAAGAAGCUACAGUGUAUUGCGACGAAGACGAGGACAGAGAGAACGAGAAUCUCGUGGAGGAAAGCAUCGUGAACAACCUAGAAAAAGAGGACUCGAUCAGUAUUGUAUUUUUCGAGGAUGACGACGAGGACGAGGAUGACGCUGAUCAAUCGCACGGCGCGUGUUUUGUUCUCCCACUGUUCGAUGCCAUCUCGUCCCACCUGUCCACGCUUGCGGAAGUCACGACGGCGAAACCGAAACGAAAGCGAGGUAGCAAUUGGAUGCAUCCCGGCUUGAGGAGGCAAAACAGCAUCCUCGCAGAUCCCAUGGAGUGGAAGAAUGAUCAAAGGGACAACGCCGCCAGCAAAUACCCAGAAGCAAGCAUCGACUUACUUCUAUUAGAACUGCAGGAGGUAGGCCUCCGAGAAGAAGACGAAGCUGAUGAGCGUGAGGUCGAAGAAGAGGACGACGAUCCGGAAGAAGAUAUCGAUCUGCUUCGAUUCGAAUUGGAGCGGGCAGAAGCCAAUUAUAGUUGCGUAGACGAGAAGAAAGACAAGAGAAAAACAUCCCACGAAGAUGAGGACGAGAAGGAGGAAGGAGAACCCUCUGAUGAACAACUCGAUUUGCUCCGGUUGGGGCUACAAGAGGCAGAUGCCAGCUACGUCAGUCUAAAAGACAGACAAGUUGAAGACAAGAAAGGAGGAGAAAUCUCCAACCAACAAUCUGAUUUCCUUCGAUUAGAACAGGAAGAGGCAGAAGCCGAUCUGUCCGAUGGUGAAACGGUUUGGGAGGCUGAAACCUCUGAAGCAGAGCUCGAAUCGUUUGGAUUGGACCCAAAGGAAAAUACGGAGACAACUUCCAUUGCAGAGGACAUGGAUUUCUCGGAAGCAGAAUCUGACUCUCUACGUUUUGAAUUGCAGGAACAGUCGGAAACAAGUUAUCAGCGAAGAGAAGCCACCAAUCUGCUAAUGCGUGGAGAUCUUAAUUGUAACAGGAGUUCCGGAAGCAAAAAUGAACCAUGCAAAAGAUCUUCCUCGUUUAUCGAUCUGCAACAGCUUCUCUUUGCCUCACCGGAUGAAACGAACGUGGAGGACUCUAGCUCGGUSAAGACUAACUUGACCGCAAAGUCAUCGUCGUCGUCGUCUAGCAGUGUGCUGCUUUUUUCGUCAUCGAGUAUUCCGAAGCAAUGCAAAGUUGUUGUGGACGUUUUUGAAACCCAUUCGACUCAGUUGAAGCCCCGGUCUCGGAGCGACCAUGAACGCUUUUCGCUUCAAAAAGCGGGGAUCCCCUUUCGAAAAUGCCGGGAUCCUUUGUGUUCCUGCCAUACGCCAACUCCUACUACUCCGAAGAACAGUAGCAGCAAUAGAAGCGAGAAUUGGAGGCUUCCCACCGACCGAAAGGUAGCGUAUCAGGCGCAACAUAGAUCUGCUACAGAGCAGGAAGGCGAUGAUUUCUUUGCAGCAUCUUUUUAUUCCCGGAGGCGUGAGCGAAAACGUGCACUAAAAAUGUUGAAGAACAAAGCACCGGCAACGGAGGAAGACGAUAUCACCGAAACUACGGCAGAAAUCUCUGAGUCGACGCGAUCAGCAUCUUCCGCCUCCUUUGGCUGGUGCGGACAGCAGAGUAUUCAUCCUCGUGCAGCUAACACGAACCACAAGAGAACUCUUUCUCAAAGAGUCGUCAGGAAUCAAAAUGCGAACCAUAAUAAUAUUGACAGACUUGAACCUUCCAAUCGAAAACAACGCUCGCUAUCAGAAGAUUACGUGGAGAAGAAUGGGUACGGUUUACCGGGUUUGGCGUCGGCGGGAACACUUCCGACCCCUCUCCCAUUGCAGAAAUCUCCAGGCAGUCACAGAAACCAGCGGCACCAAACCCAGCCAUCUCCGUCGCCGUCGGGAAUGUCGUCAAGUAGCCACGGCACCGAUUCCGUUAACGAUCACGACGAUGAUACGAAUGUGAAUAUCCAUGAAGUGUUCCACGCUCGGAAGCGGUAUAUCUCAGAAGAUCGUAUGGCUGGGAUCAAUCCGGACGAAUCUCCGUCCUCGUCGGGUUCAGUGAAACCACUCCGAGAACGGUGCAGUUCGGCUCACACUUCGUGUUCCGCUCAUGCUUUGGCAUCCAACCAACACCCCUGUGACAGUUCUGAAAAGUUCAAGAAAAUACAGGACGUUUCACUUCACUUAGUGUCGCCUACCUCCGUGACAGAGGAAGUUGUUCUACAAGAAAAGCGCCAUUGUCUCUUUCCUCAACGAAAGAGUUUGCACGUAGAUGGUUGUUUUCAACCGCAACAAUCGUACCCGCGAGGUUCGAUCGAGACCAGUCCCUCAACUACGAAUAUAGACGGUUCUCAGGAACGAGAGAAGGCUCUUAAGCAUUGCCGAGACGCCAUCACGGCGCUCCGACGAACAAUUAAAGCGGAAUGGAGAAGAGGGAAAAGACACGCUGCAUCUAUCCGCGAGUUUCAGUUGCAACGAAGGCAACGAUUGCAGCAGACAAUGCAACUAACCAGACUGUACUACACAAUGGGACUUAUACAUUACCAGCAAUGCCGAUACGAUACUGCGAAGCACGUACUUGAGCAUGGACUCGAGACCCUCGUUGCCGAUCGCGCCAACAGCAGUAUCCCUUUUUUUCCUGUUUCGAUAGCGACAAGUGAAAUUAUCCCGGUCGCAACUGAAGCGGAUGUAUUGUUUGAUGCCGAUUACAAUUGUGGAACGUAUGGAGGUAGUAUGUUGCCUCCACUUCCCACACUGGAUGAGGUGGCACCACACUUUUCCAACCAAGCCUUGCUACUGGCAGCGGAACUAGUUCUAGCAAAGGGAAAAAUCUUUGCAGCUCAGGGUUUGUGGAACGAUGCGAAGCAAGCUUCCGGUAAAGUCCUACAAUGGUCUGCCUUUCAGCGACAGCGGAUGCACCACUCAAUACCGCAAACGCAAAGCUUCCGAUUCCAGCCUUCUCCCAACCACCAAGUCGUGCUGGAGUAUUGGAGAGAAUGGGGCCCAACGACGGCCCGAGCUCAGGCGUUGUAUGCCGAGUGCUUCCAGAGGGAGAAUCGGCCCGACCUUGCCGAGACGUACUACCAGGAAGCACUCGCGGUGCAGCGACACGUUCUAGGUCCGAGCCACCUGCAGGUGGCGGAAACCGUGUAUCGGAUCGGCAACUUGCAUAGCGCCAGGGGCCGGCUCGACCUUGCGGAACCCGCAUACCGCGAGGCACUAGCCGUGUACCGAUUCCACCGCGAGGGCCCCUGGACUACUACGGAUCCACACCAAUCCCAUACGACCGCAAGCCUCCUUGCUGACGAGGCCACGGUGCUGGCGAGCCUCGGAUGGAUAUUUUUGCUAAGGCGGGACCGAGACAAAGCCUACUGGGCCACGCAGCAGGCCUUGGAGGCCACAGUCCAUGCCCUUGGCCCGUCGCAUCGAAACGUUGAAGCGCUUCGGUACCAGAUGGACUGCGUUCAGAAACUCUGGACAAAUGGUCCGCAGUGUUGACGGAGUGGAGGAGUGAACCAUAGAUGUAAAUCGAUGGUAUUUAAUAGUAUCAUAAACUGUGAUCGCAGAGUAUGCACCAUCGCAAUCCGUUUGAAGAAUCAAAUAGUGAAAUAUCGUUCAUUAUACCAUAAACUUUUAAUUGAAUU
Molecule: messenger RNA, 3948 nt
Organism: Pseudo-nitzschia multistriata
Lineage: Eukaryota; Bacillariophyta; Bacillariophyceae; Bacillariales; Bacillariaceae
Source: the annotation of a GenBank genome assembly